AUGAACGACCUCAAGCUGGGAUUCGAAGUUGUUCUAGAUCUGACCAUCCAAGAUCUCCCGGGUCGACUUAGCUAUUGGGUUUUGGAUGCGUUCGAUAUCAGGCGCUGUGAUGUUAUUUUACCUAAUGGACAGUCUCUUCCUGUGAUCGAGGACGACGUUCAACGGAUUCCUACAUCUCAAAGAAUUUCCACACCAGAAAAUGUCUCCCGUAAUUUGUUUAUGGGUGUUCAACAACGCCCAAACAAAAAUCAUAAAGGGGCAAAAAAUGUAGCUUGGUGUGUGAAGGAAGAUGUUGCCCUUAUGUCAUCUUGGAUCUAUGCUAGCGAAGAUAACAUUCGAGGAAAAAAUCAAAGAGGGGAAUCGCUUUGGGCACGUGUUCAUAAAUUAUAUCACAACACCCAAGCAGAAAAUCCAAAUGAGCUCAACGAACGAAACAUUGAAUCGAUGAAAGGUCGCUGGAAACGUCUUAACGAAAAUGGAAACAAAUGGGUUGCUGCUUGCAGGGAAGCAAAUGCUCGAAGAAGGAGUGGCAUGAGCGACAACGAUGUUGUGAAAGAAGCUCAUUCCAUUUACGAAGCAGGUGGAAAUAAGUUUCUAGAUUUGGUUGUAUUUAAUGAAGUUAUGAGUAAACAUCCCAAGUGGAAUGUUCAUGAUACCACCCAUGUUUUUCGUCGUCAAAGUGAAGAUGCUGAUGACCAGGAAAGUGGUGGCAGUUCGAAAAGAUCAAAGACUUCGGAAGAUGGGGGAUUUUCUAUCCCUUCUAAUCCAGAAACUCCAACAUCUGAACAGUCAACUGCGACUCGUCCCAUUGGAAGAGAUAAGGCAAAAAGGAAAGGAAAAUGUAAGGUCUCACAAUCUGAAUCUACUCAUGAAUCUGUUGUUGCUGCAGAACUUCGUGCAAUGAGACUCACUAGAGAUACCGAAGCUGAGUUAAUAAAGACUCGAAUCGAACUGGAGCGCGAGAAGUUGCAAAGAAACGCAAUGAAGAUGAAAGAAAAAAUGUUGCUUCAAUUGUUGGCGAAAGAUCACUUAUCUCCAGAAGACGAAGAGAUGAAACGUCAACUAACUAAAAUUGUGUUUGGAGAGUGA
Messenger RNA from Salvia miltiorrhiza (redroot sage), 1089 nucleotides. RefSeq lists its product as uncharacterized. The transcript has 2 exons. The coding region runs from base 1 to 1089 and encodes 362 amino acids. The record is from RefSeq and is a predicted model, not a curated record. NCBI's taxonomy places the organism in Eukaryota, Viridiplantae, Streptophyta, Magnoliopsida, Lamiales, Lamiaceae.